AUGACGUUAGAUCCAAGACUGCUGUCCAUCCCCUCUGCCAGGCCAACGCCGGGCCCAAUGAUCCCCUAUCAACACCAGUACCGGCAAGAAAGCUCACGCAAUCGACACGACUCACCCGAGGGAAGCAAUGUGUUUCUUCCCCGGCGUAUCCUCGCGGCUAUCCCCCAGGACAUCGUGCACGCCACCAACAUCGCUCGCCGCAGAGCAGAAGAGGCCUACAGGGGCUUCCUAUUCCUCCAAAACAGCUUCAACCAGCGCUUCUACCGCCUCUGCCCCAACGAGCCCCGCGGGCGUCUCUCGAGACAUGCCAGAUCCAUCGAUAUGCUGUUCAGCUGGGGCCCAAAGAGCGGAUACACUGCCGAUCCGCCCAAAAUACCUACUUGCGCUGUGAAAUUCUACGUUGAAGAGGACGCGUAUCUGAAGUACGCGCAUCGCUACAGGUCUUGUCGACAGAAAUACCUGAAUGGGGUAUAUCUUGCUUGGAUUAAAUCCGAUAUCUACCUGCGGAACUUCGCUGAUAACACUCCCAUGAGCGUUUUUGCCCGUGCCAGGUUCAACCAUUGGUGGACUGGAUACAGAGAUGAGAUGCGAACCUGGGAGGAGCAGAUUGACAGCCUCGUCCUGCCUAGCUGGGCCUCAAUUGUUAGAGAGCUCAGAGAGAUUAUCGAGGAGCGCUUGGAUCUCGAUAAAGAAUGGGAGCGUUGGGUUUAA
Molecule: messenger RNA, 711 nt
Organism: Trichophyton rubrum CBS 118892
Lineage: Eukaryota; Fungi; Ascomycota; Eurotiomycetes; Onygenales; Arthrodermataceae
Exons: 1
Coding region: 1-711 (236 amino acids)
Source: RefSeq, a predicted model, not a curated record